GCCGGUCCCUUGAAGAACUGACACGGUUGUGUUCUUGGAGGAGUGAUCAAUUUCUGUUUUGUUAUUUUCCUUCGAAACAAUGUCUCAUCAAACCGGCAUUCAAGGUAAGUUUACAGGAAAAGUUUAAGGUUUCUUGAUUUGUGGGAAAGCCAGGUUUUCUCGAAGGAAUUCGUUAAUUUCAUUAUUACAUCGAGCUCCGCUUACUUCGAUCUUAGACGUCGUGUCGAUUUUUGCGGAAGAUUUAAACUACGUAACGCGGCUUUAACUUAUCAAAGGUUUUGCUAAAAAGGUCAUGCAACAGGGUAUUAACUGUGAAUGGCAAAGAUUGUUCCUGCUGUGAAAUAGGUUUGAUUGUGAAUAGCAAAACAGAAACAACAAACUUGGUAGCUGCUGUGAAUUGAGCUUAAAGGACAGAGAUAUUCAAGAUAUUGAGCGGAAAUUUUCGCCAAGCUGUUUUGAAUGAUAUAAAUAGUAUAUUUGGAUUAAGAAGUGAUUUAUACAGCCUCCCUCUCUUGAUUUUUUGUUCAAUGUUAUUUGCAUACUAGUUUGAAAGAUUUUUCCGCGGCAUGGAUGGUAUGCACUGAACAACUUGUUAAACCUUCAAACACAGGCAGAACCCCGUGCGAUUAACUAUCAAUAACAGCGAGUUUUGUUACACACUCUCAUUAAAUUUAUCAAACUGAUAAAUCUAAAUUUAUAUGGAGGAACAAAAAUCGGAGAUACAAAAAUUGAUGAAACUACGGACUACUACACUGAUUUAUUUCCCUUUACACUUGUCUGACCCCUCCUCCCCCCCCCCCUUAAACAACAUCUGUCAAUAACGUCAUUGUGAAUUGAAGCAAAUGUGUAUUGUGUCAAGAGGUGGUAAAUUGGAAGUAGUUUCCUUCAAAUAGUUUCAGAUAACGAAUUUAACCUUGUGACCCUUAUGAGUGAUUAGCAUCUAAUUUCUCAGUACAAUAUCAACCCCAAAUCACACCUUAGGGGUCAGGAGAAAAAAAGGAAGUGAUCAAUAACUGAGGAAGAUCUUGAUUGUUAAACAAAUUCUCCUUAAUGUAUGAAGAAUAGUAUGGAUGAAUAUGCAUACUGAUAUUUGGAUGUAAAGGGUUAAGUUUAUAAAAUAUAACAGUGAGCCCAGUUUUAUAAAGGGCGAAUAAUGCUAUCCAACUGAUAAAUUGCUAUCCAGCAGAUAAGUGAUUUCAAAACGUAUAGUGUUAUCCACCGGAUAGAGAUUUAUCCAGUGGAUAGUAUUAUCCCAACUUUGAACAACUGGGGCUUGUUUAUUGAUUUUGUUGCCAGUCAUUAAUAAAAUAAUGCUACGAACUUAUUUUCAAGUGUGUGUUCAAUUAGAUCAUUACAGUGAUUUCUAUCUUUUUUUCUGGGAUUAUUCAGAGAUUUAUUGCAAACCUAACAGUUUAGUUAUAAUAUAAUCUUACCCUGAUUGUAUUUUACACAGCAAAUGAAGAACUGAAGGCCAUCUUUGUAAGAGCCAAAAUGGGAAAAAUAAGAGUUAUCAAAGUGGAUAUUCAGGAUGGUGAGUAAUUUUUUUGUAAAUGUUUCAUUUAUGUUUUGAAAUACUUACUGUGCCCGAGAUUACAUAUUAUACAAAAGCAUUUUUAUGGGUUUAAGUUACCCAAGACAACAAAAAUUAUAAGCUAUACAGUUUCUUAAGAUGGUACAACAAUAGUGGUGCCCCAAUUUUUGCAAUAGUUCAUAAAGAGAAUUUGCUUUUAUCAACUGAGUUGUUAGUGUAAGUUGGCCUCUGUAACAAAUUUUUUAAGCUGAGAUUUUGAGUUUUAGCCCCUUUUCAGAAUGGAAAACAAAUCCCUGCUAUUGAUGAUACUAAAAUUUAACCUUAUAAUACCCCUCACAGUCACAAGAUGACAAUUUCUUAACAAAGUUACCUUCUAGUUGAUAUGAGGAUAGCAGAGAGUGAUUAGUUCUUGCAGCACAAACAAGUUGAUGAAAUCGUGUUGCAGUGAUUGCCUCUAAAAUUUUGCUAAGCCUAUUUCUUUAUUCAUUUUUUCUUGAAAAUUGGAAGCAGACAAAUGAUAGAAAGAAAAAAGGCUAUUGAAACAUAGCUUCACCUUGGACAAGAGAAUUCCCUAUUUGGUCUUUCAUGAGUGUGGAAAAAAUUAACUGAAAAAAAAUAGUUACCAAAUAACAACCAAAAUGAUAGGGAAGCUGAACUUAUGAAAAAAAAAAGAAUUCUUUCAUGAUACACUCUUCAUAUUAGAUACAUACCUUUUUUCAUAAAAUGUAUUAAUUGCUUUAUUGUAUUGUUUUUUUUCUUUUUCCAGAGCAGUUACUUUGUACCAGUAGUAAGGAAGCUGAUGGAGACUGGGAGAAUGAUAUCCUUGAAAUGUUAAAAGUCCACUGUGUUUUGAUUUCAAAGACUGGUUGUUAAAAUAGUUAACUGUUUUUUUUUUUUUUUUUUUUUUUUUUAAGAGAAAGAAAGCUGAGUCUGUCAAAGAAUGUCUUAGGAAAGUAAACCCUUUACACCCUAAUAUCAGUAUGCAUAUUCUCCUUACUGUUUUUCAUACAUUUUUUAAGUUGCUGAUAAGGAGAAUUUGUCUAACCAUCAAGAGCUUCUCUGGUUGGUUUUCAUUUGCUUUAUUUUUGUCACCUUAAUGUGUGAUUCAGGGGUAAUUUUGUGAAGAAAAAUUAAAGGCUAGUUACUCUUAACCCUUUUACUUCUGUUGUUGACCAAGACAGAAUUUCUCCUUAUAAUAUCAGUACAAUGUCAAGCAGACAAGUAAUGAAAAUAAAGAAAAAUGUUAGUUACAAUAUUAAAAGUUGGUUCAAUACCAAAUUCUCCAAACUAACAUCACAAGAACUGUGUGACAGACAGUAGGGAGAAUCACUAAUGAGAUCUUGGGAUUUAAAGAGUUAAGUGUGGGUCAUAGGCACAAUAAUUUACUGUGUGACUGAUUAUGAUCAAAAUGAUAAUGAUGGUUAAAAUGAUUAUGUUAAGGGUGAGAUUGGCUGGGUUAGCAGUAGUUAAAAUCUGUACUCAUUAGCUAAGUGGCCCAACCAGCAGGAGCCUAUUGUGGUUCCUUAGAAUGAAAAAACAAUGAAUAUCACUACUUCCUGCUGGUCAGGUUUCAAUCCCGGACCUUUUUGACUAGUAGUCCAUGGCACUAGCCAUUAGUCUGCCACAUCUCCCUCAGAAUAGCAUCAUAAUCAAUUAUUGGAUGAGGUUUUUGUGAUAUCCAGAAUAAUCUAGGUAGAGGAAGGGGUUAUUAGCUAAAGCCUUUGGCUUCAGCUGAUAACCCUUACUGAGACCUUGAUUAUUCUGGAUAUCACUAAAACUGAAUCUAUUAAUUGUUUUAUUAUACAUCAAACAACAACAAAAAAGAAAGUUACAAUAGUAAGUGAUACCGAUAAUUUAUCUCUAAAUGUGUAAAAACAUAUAAAUCAGCAAGCAACACAAAGGGUGUGAACUUGACAUGACUACAUGAAAACAUACACUCUUGAACUAAUCCCCCAGAGAGGGCACUACUAAUGAUCUACUAAUGAUCUCUUAAUAACAUGCAGGUUGGGGUUGUCUGUUAAUUGUUGCUUUCAAACAUGUAACUGCUGGGUUUAUGUUGGAUUUACUGUUAGAUUAAGCCUUUUUAACCUCAUCUUUACAAAUGCUAUCACUUUUGUCAUGCCACUGUAACCACAAGUUGAAAUCACUUUGCGUAACGUUUACUUGAAUAAAUCCUUGACUGUUUUCACAUUAUGACAAAUCAAUUCUACCUCUGUUAGAAGAGAAAGAACCUUGCUAUAUCUUUUAUCGAUUGGACAGCCAAAAUAACCAAGGCUAUGAGUGGCUGUUCAUCUUCUACUCUCCUGACUUUUCCAAGGUGAGCUAAUUGCAUUUCUAGAAUUAGAAUACUUGUUUGUGCAUUGUUGCUAAGCACGGACUGCUGGCGAAAUUUACCAGCUGGCUUUCUGGACAGCAAUCACUAAGAAAAGCAUAAAGGGCAAUUUUGAGGUCAAGCAUUUACAAUCAUUAAUACUGAAUGCUAUUACCUUAUUAAAAAUAGUUUAAUGUAGGUUGUUUCAAAUGUUUGUGCCCUUUAUUGAAAAUCGAAAAAAAUUGUUUUCCCAAAUGUCUGGCCUAGUUAAACCUUGCAAGUUAAUAAUCCAUGUUAAUGUUUUUUAUAAUAGCCUGCAUAUCUCCCCUUGUGUUUUAUGACAUCUUUCAGACAACAUGGCACUGAAAGAGCUAGCUAUUUAGGGUAGUGGGGGAACUUUUUCUCCAAGCAUGGCAUUGCCACAUUUUCAGCCUUCCCAUUGUCUUAGUGUAAGUGAGCAUCAUGUAGCCAGAUUUGAAAACCAUGAAAGCUCUGCUGAACCACUUUAUGCAGAGGUUAGCUGAUGACUACAGUAGACAGAAAUUUUCAAGCACAGAUGACAAAUUCUAGGUGUCAGUAUUUGUUUUUAUCUAACCUGAUACCAUUAAAAAAAAUUGUAUACUAGUCCCCAGUUUCAUUUCUUAACCCAACACAACUAAGAAAUGGCAGGCUGACUUUAUAUGUAACAACUGCAUGUCUGUUAUUCAUGUAGCCUCAGCGGAAGAUGUUGUUUGCCGGAACAAAAGCUACUCUGAAGCAGGAGUUCGGAGGAGGUCAUAUAAAAGAUGAAUUGUUUGGAACAAAUCAAGUAUGUAAUAUUCUGCAAAAUUUUUAACCUACUCCCAAAAUUUCAGUAGAAAAUUCUCCUCACUGUCUGCCAUACAAGUCUUUGGAUGUUCGUUCAGAGAAUUUGAUAUUUGAUCAACUGCUUAUCUAAUAAUUGAUAUAUUUCUUUAUUCUCACAACUUGUUUGCCUGAUGUUGCAUUGAAAUUGUAAGGAGAAGUUUUCUCUUGGUCACACGUUAAAGGGUUGGGAGUGUGAAUUGUGAUCAUUAGAAAGAACUUAACAUUUACCCUUUACCCAUGAGUGACCAAGAGAUAAUUUCUCCUUACAAUAUCAAUACAAUAUUAAGUAAAUGAGUGAUGAGAAUAUGAAGGCAUACAUUAUGUAUCAACUAGAGGAUUAUUACUUGAUCCAAUAGCAAGUUCUUCACAGUAACAUCACAAGAAUUGCAUGGCAGACAGUAAGGAGAAUUACUAAUGAGAUCUUGGAAGUGAAAGUGUUAACGUUCGUGAGGUGAUACUGAGUUGUAUAUCAUCCGUUUUAAGUCUUUUGGCUCUGAUGAGAACCUCUGCUCAGCUUGUUGAAGUGUUAGUUAACCCUUUAACGCCCAAUAGUUUUCUGCACUAUAUCUGUCAUACAGUUCUCAUGAUGUAAGUUUGGAGAAUUUGGUAUUAGAUCAACUAAUACUGUAUUGAUAUUGCAGGGAGAAAUUCUGUCUUGAUCACUCAUGGGAGUUAAAGGGUUAAAUAAUAAUCCUGACAGCAGUUCUUUUUAAGACUACUCUUGCCCAAUCACCCACAUGCUGAGACUGCUCAAUCAACUACCACUCAAGGAUUAAAAUAACAAAACAAAACAGCUCUAUGGUGGUGUGAUGUAAUUCAAAAUACAAUAAUAAAGAAAAUAUUAUCAACCCUUUAGUGCCUUAGAGUCAUAAGCUUCUAAUUUUUCCCAACAGUCUUACCCCUGGGUCAAACAUUAAGAGAAUGAAGGAUAUGAUUGAGAAGCUGUUGAUUGUUAAACAAAUUCUCCUUGUCAGAACCUUAGGAAAUUUAUGGAGAACAGUAUGGAGAAUCUGCACACUGAUGUUAGAGUGUAAACAGUUAAUUGCAUUGGUUUAGUUUUAUCAACUUCAUGUGCAGUUGGACCAUUCAUUUUUUCACACAAAGAAAACCUGUUUGGGCACAUCAGAUGCUAAUAUUUCAUAGACAUGUGACUUUGAUUUUUUUUCAUCAGUUUUUGUUUUUGUAUUUUUUUAGUCUGAUGUUUCAUUAAAUGGAUUCAAGAAACACAAAGCUCAUGAAAGUGCCCCACCUCCACUGACUACCCAAGAGCUGGAACUUGAAAUGGUGAAACAGCAAGAGGUAAGAGACCUGAUGUCCUGGAAUUUUGUUUUGAAUGCAAUUGGCCAUGUUCUGAACUAGCAUGGGACUUGAAAUCUGGAAAUUGAAAAGUUUUGUCACUGUAUGGAGCUUUUAAAAUGUGCAUUGAGUACAGUGGCUAGAUGUUUUUGUUAUUUGCUAACUUGCAAAGGCAGGUGUGAUACACACUUUUGGAAAGAAACAGUUUAAAGAGGGUUUUGUUUGGUUAGCUGUAAGGUAUGGUGUACUUAUUGUCAAUGGAUUCCAAAUCAUGAUGUCUAAGCGCUGGAGAUGGUCAUCAUCAGGUGUUUUGAACUAGACACAAAACCUUUUCACUCCUAGUAGUGACCAAGAUGGUAUUUCUCCUUACUGUUCCAAAACAGUUUCAGGCUGGAGAUGGUCAUCUUCAGGUGUUUUGAACUAGACACAACCUUUUCACUCCUAGUAGUGACCAAAAUGGAAUUUCUCCUAACAGUUCCCAAACAGUCUCAUGCAGAAUGGUGUAAUGAGAAGAUAAAAACAGAUCAAUUAUCAGAUACUCUAUGAAUUUACACCAAAUUCUAAGAUUUAAAAUAAUAUGAAAUGUAUAGCAGACAGAGUAUUUAGUUGAAACAGAUUUCGGGAGCGACAGAGUUAACUCCUUCAGCGUCUCAUUCCACCCGGGAGUUUUCAAAUGAAUACUGGCUGUUUACAAGUGGCUACCCGCGAGCUUGCCAGUGAGACCUUGCAAACUGAGGAAAGGUUAAACUUCGAACAGUUCUUCUUUUCGGCGAAGUCCGUCGCGUGAAUCUAAAAAGAUCCGCCAAAAUAUGACUUAAACUUACAUUGCGGGACUGUGGGAGUGAGGCACCUUACUCCCUGAGUUCUGUGCACUUUCAUGUUACCCAUUUAUUCUCCCAAGGAGAACAUUAGAUCUUGCCCUCAGUAGUACACCAGCUUUUCAUUAUCUUAAAUGUCAUGGUUCAAAUGCGCUAACAAGGUUUCUUUUUCUUUUUUGUCCAAUUACAGAUGCGAGCAGACAUCAGUGUAGACAGCAAACAGAGUCACAUGACUGGUGUCCAGUUUCCAGUAACUGAUGAGGCUCGGGCUAAACUGACGGAGCUCAAAAAUAAAAAAUUAAGCUUGGUCCAAUUAGUAAGUUAUACGUUAUUACAUAACUUCGGAAACAGAGUAUCGUUAACGUUUUGUGUUUUUGUGAUAUUGUUUCAGCUUUUCGGGCCCGUGAAGUUACAAGGACGUGCUAAAAAGGGUCCCAUUGCGAAAAUGCAUGCUUUAAAGAUCAGGAGAUAAGUAGUUUUAAAAUUUAGUAAUUAAAAAUAAAUCUCUUUUUUUUUUUUCAACAGGAACUUAACAUAAAGAACGAAACAAUUGUUCUUGCGGAAACCAAGGAGAACGUUGAUGCCAACGAUUUGGCACAAAAUGUUCCUGAAGACAAAGGACGAUAUGUUUUCUAUCUUUUUAAACACACCUUUGAAGGCGACUUCUUGGAAUCCAUAGGUAAGAAAUUACCAAUAACGUUGAGUAAAUGAAGGGGGUGAGUUUCUUUCCACCGCGUCAGCGAGGGAGUAUAAAUGUAAAUUGUUUAUUGUAAGGAUUUUCCAAAGCUGACAUUUCAAGCUUUAGCCCUUUGCUCUGACGAAGGUCUAACGCUCGAAACGUCAGUUUUAGAAACUCUUUACGGCGGAAAAUUUACUUUAUCGACUCAUUUGACAAGACCAAACGAUUUAGCCAUGAUCGGAAAUCAAUAAAGUGCGUAUGAUCUGAAUAGGAAUGAAUAUGUCUGUCUCGGCGUAACAAGUUCUAGGGUAUUCAUAAACCUACGGACAUCGAAGAUAGCGUGGCUCACAGUUCUGUGAGUUCCUAUAAUUUGUUUACAUAAUUUCCCAUGGCAUCCAGACCGAAACGAGUUAAACCGCGGGACUUCACUCAGCCACGGGAUUCAAAGUUCUGCCAUGAAAUCGAGGCGAGUAGUCCGUCAGUCCGAGAUGGCGACCAAACCUUCAGAAAGAAGCGACGCGUACAAUAUGCGUUUCCCUUACGUCAGACGAAAUAUAUUUAGGAAGAUUACUUAGACCCUAGGUUGUGAUCCUACAGCUGUCGCCCUUCACCGAAGUUGAAACUGAGAGCACUUUUCUUUUUCUGGUGUUGGGUUCAGUGUGUUCGUUGGUGAGACCUUCAACUCUUUCAUCGCCUCUUUCGAUCUACUUUGCAGUUUUUGUGUAUUCAAUGCCUGGAUACAAAUGCUCGAUAAAGGAUCGCAUGUUAUAUUCUACAUGUAAGGGCCCGCUGUUAGAUGUAGCCGCAUCUCUUGGUCUUGAAAUCGAAAAGAAGGUGAGUAUUUAGGGACGAGUCAUUAUUUUUUAUAAGUUUAUUUAAAGAAGGUAUAAUUCAUAUUAAGGCUAGACAAAUGUUUAAGAUUCCCCGAUGACUUGACACCCAAGUUAGUUUAAGUAUUUUUUAACUUUUAUGCUUAGUUCACGCCCCUGCUGGAAACCAGCUUUUAUAGUGUUGAUGAUAGGCUAGCGUGUCAGCGCUUGAUUAUUAGACGCCUUGAAAGGGGGAGGGGUGGGGUGGAAUUUGGGGGGAUCACGUGGUUUACAGGGGGAACAUAGUGGGGUCAGUCGUCGCCAAUAGCCAAUAGCUUAGAAACGGAGGGAAUUAUAGAAAAUUGUCUUCUAGUGACGGGGGACAGAUCUGUGUGGGGGGGGAAGGGGAGGGAAUCAGGUAAAUAUUAAAUAUCACGACACAACCAAAAUUCUCCAAAGCGCCUCCCCCUCCCCCUCCCCUCCCCGACAAUAAUUAAUGACCGGGUCCUUAACUGUCAGCACUGCCACCAAAUUUUUUUACAUCGCUUAAUGUAACGCGCUCGUUGCCUCUUUAAAUGUUUUUGCUUCUUUUUUGUUCCCAUUUUCCCUUCCCGUCUUUGCCCUCACCUUUCUAUCAUUCCAUUCAUUGUGUUUCCCUAAAAAUCUUUGUCCUUCUUUUCCUGCCUUCCAGCAGUUCCUUACAUGUAGCUUUGUUUCUCAGAUUGAAACGUCCGACCCUAAGGAACUGAACGAGGAGUUCUUACACGAUCAACUUCACCCCCGUAAGGACUUGAUCAGACAGAAGUUUGCCAAGCCUCCAAAACCAAGUGGAAGUCGCGGGCCAAGGAGAAUCCACAAGGAAACGUCAAGCACGGAAUAGUUUGUUCAGAUUCCGAUAGUUAAACGAAUGUAUUCGCGUUUCAUAUUUUGGUGAAAAUUGCAAAUUCUCGCGAAUCAACCUAAUGAAAUUUAUUAUUUUCUAUUAUUUUGUUGUUGUUGUUGUUCAGAGUUGCAAGAACUUACCUGUGCAAGAAAUUCCAUUGUUCUUUCGUAGAAAAAUUAAUCUUUCGUUAUGUAGUAUAUGUCACAGUUUGCUUUACCGUAAUAUAUUCAGAGUGAUUUUGAAUCAGUCAGAAUAGCUAUUGCGUUUAGAGAGGUGUUCAGCUGACGACAAGUAUUGCCUUUCAUAUUGCCCCCGUGAAGUGAAUUUUUUAACGCUUUUUUUACACCUUAGCAUUUAUAUUCGUAUUCCUCACGCCGUUGUCUUUACACAUCUUGUGGCAAUGAACUUUUUUGACAAUCAAGAGCUUCUUAAGUUGAUGACCAUUUCCUUUAUACUCGCGACUUUUAUAUUUGAUUAACGGUUGAUACUUUAAGGAGAAAUUUGAAGCCAGUCAUUCGUAGGGGUAAAUGUUGAGCUUGAAUGUUGAAACUCGAAUUUAUGUUGGUGAUGUAAUUUUUUCUACGGAAUUAUCAAUGACAUCUUUCUUGCUUAGAGUUCUAAGAACGUCCGUUUUUAAUUCCCAAACUCUUCUUCUCGUCCGUUAGGGUAACUAGCGUAGAUCUGAUCCGCAGAGUUCGCGUGUUCUUAAAUUAGUGGAAAUUGUUGAAGAAUUCGUGUUCCUUUUCGUAGAUAAGCUUAACUUUCUUGGAACUUGGAUGAAGAAUGUUAUAAUUUGUGUUGAAACUACCUCAGCUUCACUUAUUCACUGCAAUGAGCUGUAAAUUGUUUGGAAUUUUAGAUGUUUUUGAAAUAAAGUGAGCCCGUCUCGAGU
Messenger RNA from Pocillopora meandrina, 10065 nucleotides. NCBI's taxonomy places the organism in Eukaryota, Metazoa, Cnidaria, Anthozoa, Scleractinia, Pocilloporidae. The record is from the annotation of a GenBank genome assembly.